ACACAUUUCAGUGGGUGGACGCUCUUCCGGAAGCUGUCAGCUGUGAAACACCGCAUCAACAGAAAUGAGUUUUGAGUGGCCCUGGCAGUACAAUUUCCCACCGUUUUUCACGCUACAGCCCAAUGUUGACACUAGACAGAAGCAGCUGGCAGCAUGGUGUUCCCUCGCUCUCUCGUAUUGCCGGCAUCACAAGCUGUACACCCUGGACGUCUUGGAAGCCCAAGAAAGUCCUGUGUUCAACAACAAGAAGAUAGAACGAAAACUCUCGAUGGAAGCAAUUCAAGUUGUGUUUGAGGAACUGAGAAAAAAAGGCAAUCUUGAAUGGCUGGACAAAAACAAAUCCCGCUGUUUAGUCAUGUGGAGACGACCAGAGGAAUGGGGCAAGCUAAUAUAUCAGUGGAUUUCCAAAAAUGGGAUGGUCAACUCUGUGUUUACCCUGUAUGAGUUGAUCAAUGGUGAUGACACGGAGGGUGAAGAAUUCCAUGGUCUUGAGGAAUGGAUGCUUCUGCGCUCGUUGCAAGCUUUACAAACGGAAGGCAAAGCAGAAGUCUUCAGCAUGGAUGAUGGGAAAGGAGUCAAAUUCUUCUGAGAAAGUGCUGGAAUCACACACACACUCUGUCUGGGAGAAUGCCCUCGUACUGUAUCUUACAGGCAAAUUUUAAUAUUUAGCCAUUUAAGGCUAUAAAAGGUUGCACCUCAGUGCCCGGCCUGGAGGAUGCUGGUCCAGUAAAUGUUGCCUUUUGCUUUGCCCCAAUUUCAUAGCCUUUACUUCUUGGGAAAUAUAGCAGUUGAAGUGACAUCUUACAUCAUGUUUGAAGUUGUCACAGGUAACAUUUGUUGCCAUUUAAACAUGCAAUGAGUAUAUCAGGGGACUAAAUACUAUUAUUUCUAAAUACUUUGGGGAAAACCUUUCCCCAGCAACUGUAACUUUACUCUUUAUAUUUUGUAAAUAAAAUAGGUUUUAUUCCAUUUUUUCCCUCAUAGUUAUUUGGUACAAUGAGCUUGGUUAUUCCUUCUGUUCUGUUCCAACCAGACUCUCAAACAAUCUCAAACAAAUCCCAGAACACAACACCAGAGGAGCUUUUUAUUUUGAGAAUAAAUGCUUCCAGAAGAGGAACACCACCAUGGAGACUCAAACCAGUAAUCCUGGUUUGAUCCAACGGAGUGAAAUACUAGUGGACUUCAUGUACACAUUGCUGUCAUUUUAUUAUUGUGCAGUAACUACUGUGACACUCCUGUUAUUCUCUUUCUCUGUAUUCAACUUUUUUUCAUAUCAUGUAGGAAAAUAAAUUAGACAUUUGCUAAA
Solea senegalensis (Senegalese sole) is the source of this 1306-nucleotide messenger RNA. It is a transcript of the gene vps25, whose product is annotated as vacuolar protein sorting 25 homolog. The record is from RefSeq and is a predicted model, not a curated record. Gene Ontology annotation, molecular function: protein homodimerization activity; structural molecule activity. Gene Ontology annotation, cellular component: ESCRT II complex. The transcript has 6 exons. NCBI's taxonomy places the organism in Eukaryota, Metazoa, Chordata, Actinopteri, Pleuronectiformes, Soleidae. Bases 65 to 589 code for a protein of 174 amino acids. Gene Ontology annotation, biological process: protein transport to vacuole involved in ubiquitin-dependent protein catabolic process via the multivesicular body sorting pathway.